AUGUGUGAUGCAUUGAAUUAUGUAGUGGGGACCGUUCUAGGACAAACAAAAGAGUCAAAACCCAUAGUAAUUUCAUAUGCUAGUAAAACUAUAUUUAAUGCUCAAUUAAAUUAUACCACGAUUGGAAAAGAGUCGUUCGUUGUAGUAUUUUUAUUAGAAAGGUUUAAAUCAUAUAUUUUGAGAGCUAAAAUUAUUCUUUAUACUGAUCAUGUAGUAUUAAAAUAUUUGUUAAAUAAGAAAGAUGCAAAGCCAUGUUUAUUAAGAUGUAUUUAUUGUUGUAAGAAUUUGACUUAGAAAUAAAAGAUAAAAAAGGUUUCGAGAAUGUUGUUUGCUGAUCAUCUUUUUAGAUUAAGUGAUACAAGAAUAAAUGUAGAACCUUUACAAGACACAUUUCUAGAUGAACAAUUCAUGGCAGCUCAACAUCAACCAUCACCAUGGUAUGCACAUAUUUUUAAUUUUCUGAUUUCUAGAAAAAUUCUAGAAUAGUGAGAUAAGAAUAGAAAACAUCAUUUCUUUUCUAAGAUUAGAAAUUAUUUUUGGCAUGAUCUUGAUUUAUAUUAGUUGGGCAAUGAUCAAAUUUUAAGGAGAUGUAUUCCUGAAGAAGAAUAUCAUAACAUUAUUAACAUGUGUCAUUCAUCUAACUGAGGAGGACAUUUCUUUGGAAAAAAAAUAG
This is a messenger RNA of Spirodela intermedia, 673 nucleotides long. Lineage: Eukaryota; Viridiplantae; Streptophyta; Magnoliopsida; Alismatales; Araceae. The record is from the annotation of a GenBank genome assembly.